This is a messenger RNA of Zea mays, 1251 nucleotides long. Its product is annotated as protein trichome birefringence-like 8. Gene Ontology annotation, cellular component: Golgi apparatus. The transcript is spliced from 4 exons. Gene Ontology annotation, molecular function: O-acetyltransferase activity. Lineage: Eukaryota; Viridiplantae; Streptophyta; Magnoliopsida; Poales; Poaceae. Bases 1 to 1251 code for a protein of 416 amino acids. The record is from RefSeq and is a predicted model, not a curated record.
AUGCAUGCGAGGCACGUGCUCGUCUCCUCCGUCUUCCUGUUCUUCGUCGUCGCGCUAUGUACCGUCGUCCUACCCCCGCCCCGGUGGCCAAGGUCGACGUCGUUCUUCCAGCCGUCGUGGCUGCCUCCGCUCAACAGAAGAGAGCGCGACGACAGCGCCGACGCCCACCCGCCGUGCGACUACUCGGACGGACGAUGGGUGAGGGACGAUGCUGCCGACGUGACGACGUACACGGAGGACUGCCCGUUCCUCGACCCGGGAUUCCGGUGCACGCGGAACGGCCGCACGGACUCGUCCUUCCGACACUGGCGCUGGCGACCUCGUCGCUGCGACCUCCCUAAAUUCAACGCGACGGACAUGCUGGAGCGGAGCCGGGACGGCAGGAUCGUCUUUGCCGGGGACUCGAUCGGGCGCAACCAGUGGGAGUCCAUGGUGUGCAUGCUCGCCGCCGCCGUGCCGGCCGCGUCGUCGUCCAGGGUGUACGAGCGGUCCGGGAAGCCGAUCAGCCGGCACAAGGGCUACCUCGCCAUGGUUUUCGCCGACUACAACCUCUCCGUCGAGUACUACCGCGCGCCCAUGAUCGUGAUGGUCCACCGCUUCCCGGCGGCAAACAACGCGACGGCAGGCAGCGUGAGGGGGGGCGUCCGCCUUGACGCGCUGCCACGGCACGCCGACCGGUGGGCCGCCGCCGACGUGCUCGUGCUCAACUCCGGCCACUGGUGGAACCAGCACAAAACCGUCAAGGCAGGAAACUAUUUCAUGGUCGGCGACCGCUUGAACAAAACCAUGGACAUCAAGGAAGCUUUUCAACGGUCCCUGCAGACGGUGAAAGAUUGGGAAUUGAGUAGUGCUCAGCUUUCGGAAAGCUAUUUCUUCUUCAGGAGUUUUUCUCCCUCGCAUUACAGCAACGGCACCUGGAACACUGGCGGUUCGUGCGCCGGCCAGCGAGAGCCACCGACCACAAACAAUGGCCGCUCCGAGGAAGAGUACUCAUGGAUGAACGCGAUGAUUGCGAAGAUGACGGAGGAUAUCAAGAGCCACGGGAGGAAGGCGAGGUUUCUGAACAUCACUCACAUGACGGAGCUCAGGCCUGAUGGCCACCCGGCAGGGCACAGGGAGCCCGGAACGCCGCCGGACGCGCCGGAGGACUGCAGCCACUGGUGCCUCCCCGGCGUGCCGGACGUUUGGAAUCAGAUCCUCUACGCACACCUCUUGUCCGCAGGGUAUGGCACGCGCAGGAACCAGAGAUAA